Messenger RNA from Oppia nitens, 2002 nucleotides. RefSeq names its product DNA topoisomerase 2-binding protein 1-A-like (gene mus101). The record is from RefSeq and is a predicted model, not a curated record. The transcript has 3 exons. Gene Ontology annotation, biological process: DNA replication initiation; mitotic G2 DNA damage checkpoint signaling; mitotic DNA replication checkpoint signaling. NCBI's taxonomy places the organism in Eukaryota, Metazoa, Arthropoda, Arachnida, Sarcoptiformes, Oppiidae. Bases 157 to 1920 code for a protein of 587 amino acids.
UUUGUAAAUAUUAAGUUUGCUGUUGCUAUGCGACCGCCAAUAAUACGUUCAUUGUUUACGUUUGAAUUUCAAUUACGUUAUAAUCGAUUGCAUUGUUUGUUAUAAAUAUCACAUAAAUGUCUCGUUUUUCGCCAUUAGUUUAAUCCACGCACUGGUAUGUCCGAAGCCGACCGCCAGCGGCCACUAUCGGUCGGAGAGAUCCAAUCACCAAAAAGUUCACAACUGAUAACAUGUGAAUCAUCGGCGACAUCGAAGUCACCGAACAAAGAUGUCAUCUAUUUUAUUGAAACAAAAACAUUUAAAUCAAGUUCACAGUCGUCUGGACCUACUAUUGGUCGACAACCGCAGUCCAUGCAAUCGGCAUUUACGGCGAUGAAGGCCCACAAGUUUGACGCCAAUUGGAUAAAAGUGGAAGAAGUGAUGUUCAUGAAAGAGUUGCGCUCCCGUCUGAUCGACUCAUUGUUUAUAUUUGACACUUUUGACGGAAAAGCGUAUGAAUAUCUUCGGUCAAUCGAUGCCCGUAUUUGCGGACCGCUGACAAUACUCUACUGUUACAGCAAUGAGUGUCCGCAACGCUUUAAAACAAUACCCGAAAAACCCCAUCCCGUGUUCAGUCAAUGUAUGCGCAAACUAUUUGUUUCGUUGUCCGGCUUUGAUGGCCAACGCAAAAAGGAUUUGGUCAACAAAGUGGAGCGCAUGUGUGCUAACUAUUGUAAAGAUUUUACCAAACGAGUCACUCAUUUGGUUACAGACUCUGUCCGAUCCCGCAAGUAUCGGGUGGCCAAACAGUGUGGCGCUAUUGUUGUGUCCAGCCAUUGGGUGGACGACUGUUGGAAUAUAUAUCAACACAAGUUUUCUAAUGCCGCCGAAAAAGACAUUACUGACAAAUAUAGUCUCAAAAUGUUUAAUAAACUAAUGAUAACUGUUUCGCAGGUUGACGUCAAUGAGCGCAACAAAGUUAUGGAAAUUGUCCGACAAAACGGCGGUGUUUAUAGUCCGUCACUUAAACUCAAUGCACAAAACUGUAUAUUAUUGUUAAAGGAGGCGUCGGGAGAGAAGUUCAAAUAUGCGCAGAUGAAAGGCAUUCCCUGUCUGAGCAUCAAUUGGUUAUAUGACUCCAUCGACAAAGGAUACACUUUAGAUGAACAAGACUUUCUAAUUAAAAGCGAAGAACCAUCAAAUAAAACAAUAACAAAUAGACAAAACAAUAGCAAAGAAGCAAAUAGUAUCCCAUCUGACAAAACAAGCAUAUCGUCGUCAGAAUUCAUACAACCGGAAAAUAAUAUACAGAAAACUUCAUCAAAUGUAUCACAAGACACAACCUGUGACAGUGUUAUUAAGACAUUGGAAUCAUUGAUUAAGAGCCUUAACAAUGAGUCGUUUCUCGAAGGAUGUGAUGUCUAUGUAAUUGGAUUUAAGAAACCGGUGUUUGAUAUAAUCAAGAAAGCGUUGUCAUCGAGCGGUUCAAUGGUCUUCAAUGAGUUUAAAGAAAUUAUUACACAUGUUAUCGUUGGCACCAAUGUUAUUGAUAGUGAAGUGAAUAAACUGUCAGACAAAAAAUCUUGUAAAUUAGUGACAAUUGAUUGGCUACUCGAAUGUCUUCGGCAACGAGAGUGUGUUGAUUGUUCGCAAUUUGAGAUUAAACGAAAUAAACGAAGUCUAGACAAUGAUAGCAGCAGUGGUAGUACCAGUACUGUCAGCAUCAGUAGAUCGUUCAGAAUGACCGACUCCAACAGUAAACGUCAAAAAACUAAACACUUUUUUGACGGCCCGUUGACUGUUAUAUCUCCCCAAAAAUUGGGUAAACCUAUUAUCAGCGGUAGAUCACUCAAUAUAAAAGCAAACCAUUGUUCAUUAGGCGAAGACAUGAAUGAUCACUCAUCGGGUGUCCAGUGGGCCGACGAUUCGGAAGAUUACUAGUUUUUUAAUUAUAACACUUUGUAUAUACAUAUAUAGUAUUUAAACAUAUAUUUAGAUUAAUUUAUUAUAAUUAAUACAUUUU